AUGGCCUUGCCAAUGAAGACCGCCAUGAAGAAGGCCAUGAAGGCAAGCACCAUGAAGGCCAAGGCCAUGAAGAAGCCCAUGAAGGCAAUGAAGAAGAAGGCAGUGUCGAAGAUUGCUACGGGCAGGCUUGCGAAGUCUCGAGUCUUCAAUGGCGCGAAGGAGAAGACUACGGGUGGUCUGCAGAAGGCCAACCUGAUGAAGAACAAGCGCGGCAAGGUCGUCAGCAAGAAGAUGCACGCCAAGGGGAAGUCAAUCCAGAAGUUCGUGCAGGGCUGGCUCAGCGCAGUCGCGACGGCCAGAAAGGAGCUGGGCAUCAAGGGCUUUUGUGUGAUCGGCGGCAAGAGCGCUCAGGGGAAGGCGCUCUAUGCCAAGGCCAAGGCGAUUUAUGCGGCGUGA
This is a messenger RNA of Symbiodinium natans, 396 nucleotides long. The record is from the annotation of a GenBank genome assembly. Lineage: Eukaryota; Dinophyceae; Suessiales; Symbiodiniaceae.